Messenger RNA from Pelobates fuscus (common spadefoot toad), 3442 nucleotides. It is a transcript of the gene SEPTIN9, whose product is annotated as septin 9. Bases 310 to 1992 code for a protein of 560 amino acids. The transcript has 11 exons. NCBI's taxonomy places the organism in Eukaryota, Metazoa, Chordata, Amphibia, Anura, Pelobatidae. Gene Ontology annotation, biological process: intracellular protein localization; cytoskeleton-dependent cytokinesis. The record is from RefSeq and is a predicted model, not a curated record. Gene Ontology annotation, cellular component: septin ring; septin complex; microtubule cytoskeleton. Gene Ontology annotation, molecular function: molecular adaptor activity; GTPase activity; GTP binding.
AGAAGUGAGUGAGACCGUGGCAGUUUCACAGAACGGAGGAGAGAGAUUUUACAGAGAGGAGAGAGAAUUGGGGAGACCCAGACAAAGGAGAAGAGGGGAGAGGUAGAUGCUGGACCUGACGGGAGGGGUUACAGGAGAGUUAGAACGAGAGAAAUAGAGGGUGGGAGUAAGGAAGGAAAAAGUGAGUGCUCGGAAGCUACUGAAGGAGGAAAAAAAAAAGGAGGUGGAAAAGAGGAGGUUUGAGCAUUUACCUCCUCCCAAACAGGGGCAGAGAGGCCGGGCUGCAGAUAAACUCAUGCUGGGGGAGUGAUGGACAAGGAACGAAUUUCAGCAUUAAAACGGUCCUUUGAGGUUGAGGAGGUUGACCAAUCUCCGAACCCCUCUGUUCAAUCUCGUAGAACCCCAAACCCACUCCUGAGGGGCUCUGCAUCUUCUGCACAGAAAUUUCAGGAGCCCAUCCCAAGGAAUGCAGAAAGUCUGAGACAUGCAGAUGUCGGAAACCAGCGAUCACCAAAAUCCUCACUAAGACGGAUAGAGCUGGCCGGACCCCGACACCCUGAAGCCAUGUCAAGACGGACAGAAAUCUCAAUAGACAUCUCAUCCAAACAGGUGGAGAACUCUGCCCCUGGAUUGUCCAGAUUUGGUUUGAAGAGGGCUGAGCUGGCAGGCCAUAAACCUCCUGAACCUACACCAAGGAGGGCUGAAAUCACAUUGGGUAAACCUCAUGAGCUAAGAGGAGAUUCGCCAAACUCGAAAAUUCCUGAGCUGCAGCAGAGAAAAGCAGAAGAUCCCAUUCCUAAGCGGAUGGAAAUCCAGGUGCCCAAAUCCCCAGAGGUUCCACCAGUAAAACAGGUGGAGAACUCCAUUCCACCCUCGACCAUGCUUCACCAUCAACAGGAACCUAAACCACAGCCUGUUCAAGUGGAGAUUCAACAGAAAACUACAGAUGUUAACGAGGACCCUCACCCAUACGGAGUCACCAUGACAGACGCCAUUAGAGAUGCCGCGAUGAAGCAGGCCCUCCCUGGAAGGGGAGUGGUAGAGAAGCCGGCUGCAGAUUUUGGAUAUGUUGGAAUAGAUGCCAUCUUGGAACAAAUGAGGAAAAAGGCAAUGAAGCAGGGGUUUGAGUUAAAUAUCAUGGUGGUAGGUCAAAGCGGGCUUGGAAAAUCAACAUUAAUAAACACUCUCUUCAAAUCCAAAGUGAGCAGGAAAUCUGUGCAGCCAGCAGCCGAGGAACGGAUCCCCAAAACUAUAGAGAUCAAAAGCGUCACACAUGAAAUAGAAGAGAAAGGAGUGCGUAUGAAACUGACUGUUAUUGACACUCCUGGCUUUGGAGACCAUAUAAACAAUGAGAACUGCUGGCUGCCCAUCAUGAAGUUUAUUAACGAUCAAUACGAGAAAUACCUACAGGAAGAGGUAAACAUCAACCGCAAAAAACGAAUUCCGGACAGCAGAGUUCACUGUUGUAUAUACUUUAUCCCAGCAACAGGACACUCACUCCGGCCCUUGGAUAUUGAGUUCAUGAGACGUUUGAGCAAAGUCGUGAAUAUUGUACCAGUCAUUGCCAAAGCGGACACUUUAACUCUAGAGGAAAGAGAUUACUUCAAACAGAGGAUUCGAGCCGAUCUGCAGAACAAUGGAAUAGACAUCUACCCUCAGAAGGAGUUUGAUGAGGAUACAGAGGACAGGCUGGUAAACGAGAAGAUUAGGGAAAUGAUUCCAUUUGCUGUGGUGGGCAGUGACCAAGAAUACCAGAUUAAUGGCAGACGGAUACUGGGCCGGAAGACCAAAUGGGGAACCAUAGAAGUGGAAAACAUUGGCCACUGUGAAUUUGCCUGCCUGCGGGAUUUGCUUAUCAGGACACACAUGCAGAAUAUAAAAGAUAUCACCAGCAGUAUUCACUUUGAAGCAUACCGCGUCAAAAGGCUUCAGGAGGGCAACGUGCUUUCCAAUGGGACGGCAGAAAAAGACUACUCUUCCAAUGAAAUGUAGCCCCCCUGCCUGUGGCAUCCACAUUAUCAUCACCCUGUCUUUCUGUUAAUGUGUCUGUCUUCUGCUCCCCGUGUCAUGUUGCUGGAGGGGAGGGGAGUCUGAGAGAAGGGCGAGGAAGGACAGACUGUGAAUAUUUUGGGGAUUCUCUUGUUCUGUCUGGUGUCGAGCUAAAUUGUGCCAUAAUGGGCAGAGGUGGUGACGCUGUUAAGGAGGGAGAGUUUGUGGAAACAUGGACUGCCAAAAUGUAUCCUUUCAUUCUGCCCUGAAUUUAGCUUAUAGGUAGGCUGAUUUUCUGGCUUAUGGCCCUCUACUCCUCUGAAGUGGUUGAUUAUUUUUUUAUUGAAUUUUUUUGUUUGUUUGUUUUUACCCCAUUAGCCACCACUUAUGAAAAUGUGUAGAAUUGUCAAAAACCUAUAAAGGUUCUUUAGCCCUACUAGUAAGUUUGCAAUGCAUGCAGUGCCUUCUCUCCUCCACUUCCUGUAUAAUAUAGGACUCUCCAAUGUGCUGAGGCUCGAACGUGCAGUUGUAUGAAAGUGACCACAUUACAGGGUGUCCCGGAUAAAUGUAAGGGACAGGUUGACGUGGAGGUAUGAAAUCUUCCAUUAAAAUAUGCCAACCUCUUAAAUUCUGAUGGUUCUAGAUAAGGAAAGUGAGUAUAGAUUUACGUCCCAGCUUUAUUUUGCAGGUUAUAAAUUGUAUUUAUUAUGGUUACGAGUAUUGAUGGGGGCAGAGGGACACUGGAUGGUGAAUGGGGGUGACUAUAGGGGUAAGAAGGUAGACCUGGCCAUUGUUAGGUGCAGAGGGUGUUGGAUGUUCUUGGGUGAUUUUCUACUUAUUUCGUCCCACCAUUAUUGUUCUGUAUUUUGCUUUAACGUUCUGCUAUCUGUCAUUAUCGUCACCCUACAUACGAGUUUCUGUACCAUUCCAACACUCUUUGCUACCCGCCAUAUACAUUUCAAGCCUCCCGUCUUCAUAAGUGUUAAUGGCUUGUUUGCUUUAAAUGUUUGUCGGAGGUGAGGGUAUUGUACCACCUUUUGCGGAAAUUAUGCCUUUAACUCCUCUCCAAAAGGAAACAAUUUAACGUCUAUUGUGUAUUUAAUUUUUUUUUUUUUUAUAAAGCAAACCUGUCGCUUUGUCAUAUUGUGAAUUGUCCCUGUUUUAAACCCUUUUGUUCAUCUUUCAGAACAUCCUUCCAUUUGCUAAGCUGCGUUCAGACAAAAUAAAAUGUAAAAAAUUAACAAAAAAAAAACUCAUUUACUGGUCGAGUUGCUAUAUUUUAGCAAAUAAAAAAAAAAUAUAUAUUAACUGAAAGAUAUAUUAUUUCCGACGCUAAGGAUUAAGGUAUGAAAAGGCAGGACGCUAAAUGCACUUGAAAAGAUGUCACCUGUCUGUGAUGUUAUUGUACUGUCCUUUGUUAAAAGGAAAAUUAAAUGUUUUUCCCCCUUUGUAA